Girardinichthys multiradiatus is the source of this 3949-nucleotide messenger RNA. Its product is annotated as tetratricopeptide repeat protein 39C-like. Gene Ontology annotation, molecular function: protein binding. The coding region runs from base 871 to 2607 and encodes 578 amino acids. NCBI's taxonomy places the organism in Eukaryota, Metazoa, Chordata, Actinopteri, Cyprinodontiformes, Goodeidae. The record is from RefSeq and is a predicted model, not a curated record. The transcript is spliced from 14 exons. Gene Ontology annotation, biological process: otolith morphogenesis; cilium assembly.
UUUUCCCAAUAGAUACCGGGGAUUUUCAAGGGCCUCUGCCCCGGGUCCCAAGGUCUAACGAGUGGAGAUACAAGUUUAUAUUUGAGCCGGUAUGCAUAUUUUGAGUCUGUGUUCAUUAGAGAAAUUCUACACAAAAAUCAAACUUUUGCAUAACAUUCUUGUUUUUAAAAAUCAUUGAAAUUGUAUAUAAUUCCAUCCUAAAACAGACAUUAUGCUCAAAUGCGUAAUUUAACCAGACUCAUGCUCAUGAUUAGUGGAUGUAAACUUGUUGUCAGGAUUCAAUGGAUUAAUUAUUCAUUAUUAACUCUAGCAUGUUCUGUGUCAUCAGGUAGUCUGCUUUGGAGUAGGUGUGGGCGCGGCUGGGUGAGAUCGCAUCCUGGCCUGUUCCCUCCAUCCUCCCGGCGAGGCAUCGUGCGUUGUGACGCCAGUCCGUUUGACGAGUGCGUGUAGUUGCGUGGGUGUUGGACACCUUGCAGCAUCCUCGUUAUGUAACGCCUGAGAUGCUGCCAGGCGGAUCGGAUUAGCUGGAUGAAACCUGACGGAUGGCCGAGGGGGCGAUAAACAGCAGAGUGCGUUCAUCUCAGAGGCAGCUGCUGGAAGGAACGGGUCGACUGUAAAUUCUUUGAUUUUUGGUCCGGGCAUCAGUGGCCUUCUGAAGGGCGCAGCCUCCUGGAUCCUACGAAAGCAGCUCAGCAGUUUAUUUUUUUUUUUUUAAUAAACAGCCGACCAGAGGCGCGUCCCUGUCUAAGUCGGUCUCUUAUACCUUUGGAGGAAAACCAAUGCGGGUUUGUCUCGGAGAGGACACGGGGUGGUAUUUUUAUUUGUAUUGCACUCAUCUUAUCCAGCAGCCCCUGCGCUGCAGAAGAAAUAAUGGCGGGUCCCGAGCAGUCCCAGCAACAACAGCAGCAGCAGAAGGUGGAGAAGGCAGAGCCCAUAGAUGAUGCAGAGAUGGCUCUGCAAGGGAUCAACAUGCUGCUCAACAACGGAUUCAAAGAGAGCGACGAGCUUUUCAAGAGAUACAGGACACACAGCCCUUUGAUGAGCUUUGGAGCAAGCUUUGUCAGUUUUCUGAAUGCCAUGAUGACAUUCGAGGAGGAAAAAAUGCAGAUGGCCUGUGAUGACCUGAAAACCACUGAGAAACUCUGUGAGAAUGACAGUGCUGGAGUGUUAGAGACAAUCCGAAACAAGAUCAAAAAGAGUAUGGACUCCCAAAUGUCAGGAGUUGCUGUUGUGGACCGCCUACAGAGACAAAUUAUUGUUGCUGACUGCCAAGUGUAUCUAGCUGUUCUCUCAUUUGUCAAACAGGAACUCUCAGCAUAUAUAAAAGGAGGCUGGAUUCUCCGUAAGGCAUGGAAGAUGUACAAUAAAUGCCACAGUGACAUCAGUCAGCUGCAGGAGACCUGUCAGCGGAGGCCCUCUGGCAACCACGAGUCCCUCUCAGCUGACAACGCCAACCACAAUGUGGAGAACGGUGUGACGGCUGAAGCCCUAGACCGGCUCAAGGGCUCCGUCAGCUUCGGCUAUGGCCUCUUUCACCUGUGCAUCUCUAUGGUGCCGCCACACCUGCUCAAGAUUAUCAACCUGCUGGGUUUCCCUGGUGAUCGUCUCCAGGGCCUGUCCUCUCUUAUGUAUGCGAGUGAGAGUAAGGACAUGAAGGCACCGCUAGCUACGUUGGCCCUCUUGUGGUACCACACUGUGGUGCUGCCCUUCUUUGCCCUGGAGGGUUCUGAUACACAUGCAGGGCUGCUGGAGGCCAAAGCUAUCCUGCAGAGAAAGUCGGUGGUUUACCCCAACUCAUCCCUCUUCAUGUUCUUUAAAGGACGAGUUCAAAGACUGGAGUGCCAUAUCAACAGUGCUUUGGCCUGUUUCCAUGAUGCAUUAGAACUUGCAUCAGACCAAAGAGAGAUCCAGCAUGUGUGUCUCUAUGAGAUUGGUUGGUGUAGCAUGAUAGAGCUGAAUUUUGAAGAUGCCUUCAGAGCGUUUGAGAGAUUGAAGAAUGAGUCCCGCUGGUCACAGUGCUACUAUGCCUACUUGACUGGUGUGUGCCAGGGUGCUUCAGGGGACUUGGAUGGUGCCAACGGAGUUAUCAAAGAUGUCCAGAAGCUGUUCAAGAGAAAAAACAACCAGAUAGAGCAGUUUGCUGUCAAAAGGGCUGAUAGACUGAGAAAGGUCUCGCCCACCAAAGAGCUAUGCAUCCUCGGGGUAAUUGAAGUGCUCUAUCUGUGGAAAGCCCUUCCCAACUGCUCCCCGUCUAAACUGCAGAUAAUGAAUCAGGUGUUGCAGAGUUUAGAUGAGCCUUCAUGCAGAGGUCUGAAACAUCUCCUCCUCGGUUCCAUCCUUAAAUGCCAAGGAAACAUCAGAGAUGCUGUUCAGUCAUUCCAGCUGGCUGUUAGGGACGAGUAUGGACGGCAGAUCAACUCCUACAUUCAGCCGUACGCCGUCUAUGAGCUUGGAUGUAUACUCCUUGCAAAAGCAGAGACAGUGGCAAAGGGGAGAUCAUUCCUACUUCAAGCCAAGGAGGAUUUCACAGGCUACGACUUUGAAAACCGGCUUCAUGUCCGCAUCCAUUCAGCGCUGGCCUCUUUGAAGGAGGUGGUGCCUCAGUGACUCCAAGAGGGAAAACUUUAACGACACAAGGAUCACACAAAGUCUUAGGCCCGUCACUGGUGAUAGCACUCCCCUGUGUUUUUCAUUUCAAAUGAACUGAAGACACAAUUGGCAAACUGUUGUCACAUUAGAUAGUCUGAAUAUAAAGUGCCAUCUCUGUGCAUUUUGUAAAGCAGCAGAUAGAUGUGCUCGUACUUGCACCCAGGUAGAUAUAGCUCACGUGAAAUCUCCAAAGUUUUAUUGGUGCAGAGAUGUGUCUUGUCCUCCAGCAAUCCAUCCACCAACAACUUGCAGGGUGCAAGUGUGGAAUGCCUCUGAUGCUACAGAAGUGGUUAUUAUGGGAAGUUUGAUGUAAUUAAUGAAAGUGUUUAAACAGGGCAACCUAACUGCAUAAAGAAGGAGUUGUUACAGAACAGUUUAGAAGAGCUGUGCUAGCUACCUCCCCCCACCUCCAGUUCUUUUUGCUUAGCCUGUCUAGCGCUUCCCAGACCUGUUUCUGGACUGAAUGCACAGAGAUCAAUCUGAUACAGAAUUUCAUCAAAUUCACUGAUGUUAAUUUAAGUGUUUCUCUCACCGUUAUGUAUUUGCUGUCUGGUAACAUUUCUACUCAUUAACUUGUGAGUUCAAAGGACUAAAAUUCUGCUUCUACCUUAAUUAAACAGAUUAGCACAUAAUUAGUUAUUAUGGAUACAUUUUCGUUAUUUUUAACUUUACAGAAAACUCUCUUUCAGAUUUACAGCGCCUUGCUUUUCAAAUUUUGUAAUGUUGCAACCAUAAACCUAAAUGUAAUUUAUUGGGAUUUUAUGAGUCAGGCCAACACAAAGUAGCGCACAAUUCUAAAGUGGAAAAAAAUCGGGCACAUGGUUUUAAAACCUUUACAAAUACAAUCAGAAAAGUGUGGCAUGUAUUUAUGAUGAGGCCCCCUAAAUCAAUACUUUGUAGAACCACCUUUUGCAGCAGCUAUUUUGUGAUGUGUCCAGUUUUACACACACAGAGACUGAAAGGUUCCCUGUUCUUCUCUGGAAAAUAGCUCAAGCUCAAUGAGACUGGAUGAAGGAGAUCUUUGGACAUCCGGUUUCAAGAUUUCUACCGAUUCUUAAUCAGAUUUGGGUCUGGAUUUCGACUGGACCUGUCUGACACAUAAAUAUGCUUGGAUUUGAACCAUUAAAUUGUAGCUCUGGCUCUGUUUUAGUUGUUCUCCUGGAAGGUGAACCUCACUACCAGUCUGAAGUGAUGCACAGCUUCAAACAGGUUUCCUUUCAACUCUGACCAGUUUCCUAAUUCCUGAAGAAAAGGAGUCCCACAUGAUGAUACUGCCACCACCAUGUUUUACAGUGUGCUC